Pomacea canaliculata is the source of this 908-nucleotide messenger RNA. RefSeq lists its product as uncharacterized. The coding region runs from base 119 to 574 and encodes 151 amino acids. NCBI's taxonomy places the organism in Eukaryota, Metazoa, Mollusca, Gastropoda, Architaenioglossa, Ampullariidae. The record is from RefSeq and is a predicted model, not a curated record. The transcript is spliced from 4 exons.
UCGAACUUCCGCAUUGCGAUCAUGACGUCGAUGUCAACACAGACGUUAGCAGGCAGUUCGAGUCGUCUGCUAGAGGUGGUGGGCGAUGCAGUCGCUAUAGGAGUAAUGGAACGUAAAGAUGGGACGACUUUCUUUCAAAACAUAUGAUUACAUUAUGGGAUGUCUGUCGAGCAAAGUUGGACCAGAUGCAGAAACCAAUCCAGAUUCAGUUCCAAAUGAAAAUGAGUCAAGUGUUAUGCAAUCAUGUGCUGGAAGAAAUACUCCACAGAUGGAAAAGGACCAUAACAUUAUUCGAGGGGAUAUUACACGGAAAUACGAGGCCCGAAAAGCACGUGAAGAGACACUUCGAAAAAAACAGCUGAGAAUUACAUCUGCUGCAGAGGAUUUAUCACACCGCAUCAUGGAGGAACGAGACAGGCUGUCACUAAGGUCACAUACAGUGUCACGCGCCACGUCACGAACAGGGUCUCCGUCUCAGCAGAAGAAGCAUGUGACAUUCUCAACAAUUUCUGCAACUACUAUCUCAACAGCCGACUCAGACAAAAGUGCUAUCAAGAAAACACCAACAAAAUAACAGACUGGCACACAUGAGUAAUGUGUGGUUAUCUGUAUAUACUUGCUUUAUAAGUUGUGAAACACAUUCCACCUACAUUUCAACAAUCUAUAUGCUGGACACCUGUGAUAACGUAGAAUUAUACUUCAUAUUAUGUUCAUCCAUUUUCUGCUUAAGAUGCUCGCAUACUUUUUCAUGAUCUGCUUUUCAUACCUGCUGACUUGUCUUAGCAAGAUAUGCAAAAACUGUGGGACAAGAUAUUGAAUUUAUGUAGAUAUUAGUAUACAUUUAGUAUAGUGGUUACAUCAAACUAUAGUGUACAUUUUGGAAGUGCAAUAAAAAUAACACAUGUGAA